Molecule: messenger RNA, 998 nt
Organism: Opisthorchis viverrini
Lineage: Eukaryota; Metazoa; Platyhelminthes; Trematoda; Opisthorchiida; Opisthorchiidae
Exons: 3
Coding region: 44-571 (175 amino acids)
Molecular function (GO): calcium ion binding
Source: RefSeq, a predicted model, not a curated record
CUUCACGCGGUUCUACUGAGCUUUACGCUCCAGUUUUAUUGGAAUGGCAGAAGAAACUUUUCUAAAUGCCUUCAUACAGAUAGACACUAAUAAUGACGGCAUUAUCACUCUCGCGGACUUGGAGGAAUACGCAAAACACGGAACAGUAUCGGCCGACUUUGUACCGCGGUGGAGGAAACUUUUUGAUCCAAAUAAUACAGGACAAAUCACAUACGAACAUUUUUGUGCAACCCUAGGGAUCAGCAAAAAGAAACGGAUGGAGGUUGCCGUAAAAAAAUCCCAAGUGGUUUUCUACCAAACCAAUAUGUCAGAAACGAUGAAAAAUGAAGCUCUGUUGAUAAUCAAACAGCAAUAUUGUGUUCAGAAUCCUGACUCAAGCAUGCCGCCCACUUUGGUACAACUAGAUGAAACACUUGGCCCACGAUGGUAUGGACGAGCCAUCUUGGAUUCAAGCGAUGAACACUUUCCCGGAUCCUAUCUGAGUUACAGCUGUGAUGGCGGCGCCAAUAAAUAUGUUGUGUACAAGAUAGUGGAGGAAAAGAAAAAGAAAGGUUGUUGUCCGUGUUGCUAAACACACUCAAGGGCUUCACCAAUUAACUCCAUUUUGCUACCAAAACUAAAGCAUGUACGGUGUACUGAAUAACAUCUAACUGAUUUUUGAUCCAGGAAUUAUCCAACCCACCCGUAUGAUAGACAUCCUUUUAAUGCCAGAUAAACUGACCGAUUUGUACAUAACUAAUAGCCAUCCAUCCAGUGUUAUCGAUGCUGAACAACGAAGAGCUACAAUGCAAUAACAACUGUUUUGUUUGCAUGUUCGAAUUAGUUCUCUGUGGUUUGUUAUGGAUUAACUUGAAUAAGGACGAGGUCAUCGGCUAAUAGCUGCAUGUGGGCGCUAUUUUAAAACGCGAUAGCGAAAACCAUUCGUCUAAGAGCUUUCCACGUACCAACCAUUAUUAACGGGUACGUGGUUGUGCAUUUAGCUGCCUGUUUCAAUAAAC